Molecule: messenger RNA, 4668 nt
Organism: Rhipicephalus sanguineus (brown dog tick)
Lineage: Eukaryota; Metazoa; Arthropoda; Arachnida; Ixodida; Ixodidae
Exons: 12
Coding region: 367-3051 (894 amino acids)
Molecular function (GO): protein binding
Source: RefSeq, a predicted model, not a curated record
GCGUGUGUACAAGAGCCGUGCUUGUGUGGUGGAUGAUGCCGUGAGCAUCCUUCGAGUGAAUCCCUGUGCAGCGAGUGGCACGCAGCCGAACGUCCACCGUGGUCGGCUGUGAAGUGCGCGUGAACAUGGUGCCCCUUCUAUUGUGCGCUCGGGCCUCCGUGGGCCAAGCCUCGUUGAGACAGGGCUAGUGUACGUACCCCCCCUCCACUUCGGACCAUUGAUUCGGCGGGCCUGUGGUUGUGAGACAAGAGAAGUCGGUGUCAGUUGCGAGUCGUGCCGCAGAGCCCUGGCGUGCGGCACCGCCAGCCGCCGCGCCGUCGGCGGUGUUUCGGUCGGCCCUCGCGUUGCUCGACCCGAAGCUGCGCGAUGAAUGCGGCUGCGACGUCGUUCCAAUGCCCGCUGCCGCCGCCGCAGCCAGGCGCCGUCGAAGCGAUCGUCGACGGGGAACGGUACGACGAGGACGACUCGGGCAGCGAAGACGACGUGAUCGACGUCCUGUCGGCCGACCACUGCACGGGCGAGCACAGCUACACGAUGCAGAUGCCGCCCAGCAUGCUACUCGAGGAAGAGAGGCGGCGAGUGUACGAAAGCCCAGAACUUCAAGCCGCGCGACGCCUCGUUGACUGGCUCGAUUCGCCGGCGUGCCGAAAGUAUAGCGCUCCGUUCCUCGAUCCCUUGGACAUCGAGCAGCGGCCCGCGUACUUGCGCGUCGUGCGCCAGCCCAUGUGUUUGAGCCGAGUGCGCGCCGGCCUGGACUCCCGGUCUUACGCCGGCAUCACCGAGGUUGUGCGCGACGUACGACUCAUCCUGGAGAACUGCUACCGCUUCUACGGGCCCCAGCACCACUUGACCAAAAAGGCACUGAGGCUCGAGACGGUGCUGGAACAGAAGCUGGCUCUUCUGCCCCGGGAGCUACGUGAAAAAACUACGCUCGAGGCCACCACGUUAGAGAACCGAGAUCUUGGUGCUCAGAGAGCGGGUCGGCGUGCCCGGCUCACGAGCCAGCUGCCCACGGGUGGCGAGAGUUCGGCACUGCUCCAGCUGGUCAAGGCGGAGAAGGCGGCGCAGGCGCGGGAGGAGCGUCUCAAGCAGCGCGAGGAGAGGCGGGUCGAGAAGGAGGUGGCCCAGCAGGCCAUCAUCGACUGGGAGAACAGCACCUUCGGCCCGGGACUGGCCGAACUUUCCCAUCACUGGGAGGUACCCCAGCUGUGCCAGUUCCUACGGUUGUCCCAGGAGCCCCUGCAGCUACCUGAUGUCACGAUAGCCGAGGUGGAGCGGUCCUUACUGAUGCCGAAAAAGAGCUCCCUGCUGUCCCUGCUCAUGACCUGCCUGCUGGUUGCGCCACAGCAGAGGCCCAAGACCCUGUUGCAGCACCCCAUGCCGUACCGAGUGUGGAACGAACGGCUAAGGUGUCGGCUCCAGAACUGGUACCGCACUUAUGUGGGGAGCCAGCGUAAUUUUCUCAAGGUUUUCGAGGCCCACGGUCUGGAAGAGCAGUUUUUCACCAUCAUGGGUGAGACAGACCCCAUGGAGAACAAGGACUUCCACGAACUGGACCUGCUGCAGAGGGUGUGGCUACUCAAGGCCCUGUGCGACCACAAGCUGGGCCAGCAUCGGCGCGUCCAAGAGUACAUGGCGGAGCAGGAAGCCGACAGGCUGCGCGAGGCGUUCCUUGGUGAGGACAGUGUCGGACGCCGCUACAUCCACUUCCCGUGCAUGGCGGAACCCAGAGUUUACCGCGUUCUACUACCCCAGCCACCUCCGACGCCGGAGAGGGAGCCCAGCCCGCCACCUCAGCCUACACCUAAAGCGUCACAUAAGUCGAAGAAGAAAGGCCGGCAACAGAGGAGUAGUUCCAGGAGAUCCUCGAGGCACAAAAAGGCAAAAGCGUCGGCAGCAGUGGCAGUAAAAGAGGAGUGUGAAGACGAAGAGCAGAAGAUGAACGAGAUGGACACGGAGGCGAAACCCGUGGAGUCGGAGCUCGUUGAGGGGAAGCCAGAGUCCGCGGAUGCGACGACGGCGUCCGGGGAGGAAAAAACAGCAUCCACGGAGGAAACGCCGACACCUGCAGACGCGGAGCCAGCACCCGCGGAUGCGGAACAGGCAGCCAAGGAGGAACCGACGUCGAAGGUUGAAGCGGAAGAGGCAAAGGAAGAGAAAGCACCGCCCGAUUUCGAAACCGUGGUGACCAGCGUCGCUGACUUGCGGGUUCUCAUUGCUUCCCUGACGGAGAGCAGCAGCAGCAACAGCAGCAAUAGUAAUGACAACGCUAUAGAUGAGAAGAGGCCAGCUACCAGAAGGGGAAGCGCCGAAGCAGCAAAGGUCGUGGAGGGCGCGGAGCAACUGCUGCUGGAGCAGCUGCAGAUCUUGCUGUCGGAGUGGGAGGCGGAGGAGGCGGCCUUCCAGCAGGCGGACGCAGCCCUGCGCACCCGACUCCACCGCGAAUGGCACCAACCCGACACCCAGGACAUCCACGGUAGUGAGGAUGCCGUGGACUCUUGGACGAUGCACUACAAGGACGAAUGCCUCGACGAGGAUUCUUCUUCCGACGAAAGUGUGAGCCAAGAGGAGUACAACGACAACGGCGACGAUCAGGAAGAGGAAGUUGACAUGCAAGAAGACGGCAAGGACAGCAGCGGGUGGCGCGUGCUACGAAAGCGCAAGAUUGCAUUGGCACUGCCCAACGGGCUAAGCAACUCUGACGAAGAAGUGGCCCCAAGCCAGCCGUCUAGCCAGCCCGCCGCCCAGCCUCCUAGCCAACCUAGCAAAGUGACCUGCUGUCAGGCCUCAACUCAGACUGUUAGUCCCAUUCCGACUCCGCCGAGGUCAGUUCCCGCUGUGUCUAGAGAACCAGUUGCAAAAGCGACCGUGCCCCACAUACUGGCCAGGAACUCGACGUCCACAAUGCUGUCCACCGUGACGCCUAGCUCCACGACGUGGAUCCGGCCAUUUGCGAGGUCACAGGUCAACCUUCCGAAACGACCGACGGAGCACCACAAGAGGCCGGCCGACCAGCCCAAACGACCGACCGAAGGUGCGCUCGCUGCUUGAGGCGGGCUACACGACUUUCUCGGAGCCCAGCCGUCCGUCCACGCCUCAGACGACCCAGGCUCCUGUCGUCACGGCGCCACAAGUCGUGCAAGAGCAAGUUGCAAUGCAGAACAUUUGUAAUGCAGAGCAAGUUGUAAUGCAGAAAGAGGAGAUGCAGGAACUCGCCUGUGGUUCAGGAAAGUGUGCCGGAGGCCCAGAGUUUUCCUCUGGCUAACGACGUGAUCAUGGAGGACAUCUGCCGGCAAGACCGAGAGCAGCGCCCCUCGCAGAAGGCUGUCCUGGUGCCGGCGGUGGACAAUAGCGGCCAGGAGAUCUUGUUACACGUGGAGUACACAACUCUCGACGAAGCCAGCCUCGGUAACAACCUCCAGUCGCUGCCACUGCCAACGGCGCCACCUGUGGGGCAGAGCUAUUCGACGACGAUGACAGCUGCACAGGAUUAUACUAGCGCGCUGUCAGGCAUGCAAAACAUUUCUGCUUCCUCGACAGUUAUGCAAAACCUUCAGAUGGCUCCACCAGUCGUGCAAAAUGUUCCCGUGGUGCAGUCGCUCAUGCAGGCACUGCCAGUUAGCACGUCGACCAUGAACAUCCCUUCCAUGCCAUCGCUUGUACAGACGCUGGCUUCAUCCGCCGAGGAUGUGUCCGCGGUAUCGUCCCUAGUGCAGACAAGUCCCGUAACUGCAUCCACCAUGGAACUUUCGGUGGCACCAUCGUUGAUGCAGACUCUUCCCGUGUCGUCGUCGGUUGUGCAGCCAAGCGUUCCCAUGCCAGCGUGCGUUCAGAAUCACCGGCGCGAGGGACCGAACGCGCGGAACCGCGCGCUGCCGUGGUGGAAGCAUUCGAACACGCCUUCGACGACGAAGAUCAAAGAGAUUCCACCGCUGGCACCCAUCGCGGCACCGCGGAAGAUCUUUAAAUCCCGCAACACAGCUGCCGUGUCAAACAACGUGUGCUCCGGCACGGACGGUGUGGUGGGUAUGGCGUCGAGCGGCGUGCACACUUCAAGGAGUGACACGUUCUUAUCGUCACAGCAGCAUCAGCAACUCAUUGGCUCUAAUGGGUCACAGCAACUCGUAUUUGUCGUUCCACAAAGUCCGCCGAAGCAGCAGCAGCAACAGCAGCAGGUGGUUCUACAGCAACCCGAAGUACCUGCCAUGUCGCAAGACAUGAUUGGCCAGCUUAUCCCCAUGGCGCAAGCACCGUCUGCCGACGAUUCGCAACAGGCCGCUACCACCAUGUUAUUGCAGGCAACAAUGCAGAACACUAUGCAGACGCCCAUUCUUCUCCUCACUAGUGACGGGCGUCUGCUUCAAGUGGUGCAGCAGCCCAGCUGACCGGGCGUCGUCACUCCAGCGUGCGGCUGCUCCUGGCUGCCGCCCGGCUACUUCCCGAGCCACCUGGGAUAAGUGCGUGUUGUAUAUAGUUGCGUGCCUCGCCAACAGUGCCUCUUGUGGUGGUGUGUGGACGUGCCGAGUGACUCACGCUUGCCAUUGCCACUGUUUGAAGCUGUUUUCGAGCCUUGACUCUUAGAAAUGUGCCGACCGCCAACACAUUAGCACAUUACAAGUGCCCUUGUUAAAAAAGUGUUGCAGUACUGUAAAGAGCAUCUUAACACCA